AAUUGAAAUGAUUAUAAGUAAUAUAUUUCAUUAUGUAUUCAUAAUAUAUUUUAAUUAAAAUGAUCAGCUUCUAUAAUGAAUGUAAUUUUUAUAACAAAAUAGUAAUAAUUUUAUAACAGAGGAAAAAUUCUUAUAAUUUAGAAAAUAAAUCUUUACAUAAUUUCUUCACUUUAUUAUUUAUUAUUAUUAUUAGAUAUAAAUUUUUGAAUAUAAAAGAGCUCAGAUAUUGAAUGUUAUUUUUUUUUUUUUGAAAGAUUAAUAGAAAUAAAAGAAAUGAAAAAUCUGAAUCCAGUCAAGUAUAGCCGGUGUUAUCUAUACAAAUAAUAAAAAUAAAAAGUUAUGAAAGACUUAUAUACAGUACAAUCAAUACAUAUAUGCAGAUCAUUUUAAAAAUAUAUAAUACUUUGUAUUAAUUUUAAAAUAUUAUAAAUUUAUAAUUCAAUAUAAUUGCAUCAAUAUUUAAUUAAUUUAUAUAAUUACUAUUUUUUUGUUUGUAUUAUUUUUUUUUCUUUAUUGUUUAUAUUUUCCUUAUUUUUUAUAAUAAAUUUUAUAAAAUUCAAAAAUAAAAUAUUUUUUGUAUUAAUAUUAUAUAACCAAAAUUUUUCGUGAAAAAUUAUUAAUAAAAUCGAUUAAAAAAAUUAUAUAGUUCUAUUUAAAAAACAUAUUUAAUCUUGUUCUAUAUAUUCAAAAAAAAAACAAUAUAAAAUUAUAUUUUCUUCGAAAUUCUUUAAUUUUUAUCUGAAAUAUUUUUCAAAAUAUUUGACAAUGAAUUUCAUUAAAAUGAUUAUUUGAAAAAUAAUCAAAAUAAUUUUAUUUACAUACUUCAUAGUAUAUUUAUAUUUAAUUGUAUUAAUGGUUAGAAUAAAAAAGAGUAUUGAGACGUUCUAUAUAAUAUCGAUCUAUAUAAUAUCAAAUUUUAAUUUUAAUUGUUUUACGUCUUUCUGAAAUAUAUUUAUUUUCAAACAUAACAAUAAUUUUACAAUUACAUUAGUAAAAUGAAUUAAUCAGAUAAAAUUUUACUUAUAAAGAUAUAAAAUUUUGAAGAUAUUUUUAUAAAAAUUGAUAAAAUUUGAUAAAAAAAUUUCAAUAAUUUUAAAAUUCAUGAUUAAGUAUGAAUAUUUAUAUAAUUCAAUAUUGAUCUAAACCUUUUUACAAUUUUUAUAUUUAUUUAUAUUUUAUAUUUAUAUUUAUAUAUUUAGGCUGGAUGUAAAUUAAUUUUAUCAUCACAAAGAGAAACAAAAUUGGAAAAACUAAUUAUAUAAAAAUAUCAUAAUAUCGCAAUAUCGGAAGAAUUAAAAUUUAUCCUUUAAUUUAUUAAUGAAAAAACAAAAUAUUAAAAUAAAUAUAAUGUUAUAUGUUAUUGUUCUAUAAUAUAAAUAUAAAUAUAAUAUAAUAAAAAUAUAAUAUAAUACGGUAGACAAUUAUUUGUAACCUCAAUUAUUCAAAUUUGCAUUUCUAAAUUGCAUCAUCUUUUCGCGUCUAGAUAAGCAAUCAGCAGCGAUUAGUAGUUAUUUAAUGUAUAAAUUAUAUGUUACGUCUAUAUAUUUUACGAUAUAUACAUUAUAAUGCACAUUUCAAUUUUUUCAGUAGUAGCAAUUAUAUAGUGGCUAUUAUAUAUAUUCAAUUAAUAAUUUUAUUGUAAUUUCUAUAAUUAUAUAAAAUUAUAAAUAUACCUAAAUUUUAUCAAAUAUUACAAAUAUCAUAUAUUUCAAUUUUUCGAAUUAUUUUCGAAUAAUUGCCGUUCUAAAUUAUUUCUAAUUAAUCAAUUAUCAUUAAAUAAUCUAAUAUCUUGUAAGCUGUAAAACUUCUAAUAUAUACUGUAUUAAUUUAUUUAAUAUAAAUUAACAAAAUGGAUCUUUUAACUAUAAUUGGAAUGAUAGUUAUAAUUUAUUUUCUUAUUUAUAUUAUAUUGCCUUGGUUUUUGGAUUGUGAUUUAUGCCUUGCUUUUUAUGAGAAAUUUGGCAAACCUAUAAGUUCUUUAGAAGGAAAAAUAGUAUGGAUAACUGGAGCAUCAAGUGGAAUUGGAGAAAAUCUUGCAUAUAUUCUAGCAAAGGCUGGAUGUAAAUUAAUUUUAUCAUCACGAAAAGAAACAAAAUUGGAAAAAGUAAAAACUAAUUGUUUACAAAAGAAUAAAAAUUUGAAAAGUUCAGACAUUGAAGUGCUAGUUUUGGAUAUUCUUGACAUAAAUAAACAUGAAUUAGCUUUCAAUACUAUUAUUGCUAAGUUUGGCAGAUUGGAUAUACUUGUAAAUAAUGCAGGACGAUCUCAAAGAGCAAAAUGGGAGAAUAUUGAAUUAUCUGUUGAUAAAGAAAUGUUUGAUUUAAAUGUGUUUUCAACAAUAGCUUUAAGUAGAUUAGUAGCAAAAUAUUUUUUUCAAGUGAAUAAAGGUCAUUUUGUAAUUAAUUCAAGUAUUGCUGGUGUUACAGUAGUACCAUUUUCUGCUACAUAUUGUGCCUCAAAAUAUUCCUUACAUGCAUAUUUUGAAUCUUUAUCUAUGGAGAAAAUAAAUAAAAAUAUAUCUGUUACCAUAGUAUGUCCAGGACCAGUAGAAACUAACUUUUUAGCAGAAUCAUUUACAGAAAAAUCUGGUGAAAAAUAUAUAGUAAAUGAAAAAGAAAAACCAACUCAUAGAAUGACUGCUAAACGUUGCGCUACAUUGAUAGGAAUAGCAAUAGCAAAUAAGUUAUCUAUAGUGUGGAUUUGCAAAUCAAUUGUACUUCAAAUGGUGUAUUUACGAAUAUAUUAUCCAAAUAUAGGAACAUGGAUAAUUAAGCAAUUGGGAACAAAAUUUUUGCAUUAUUUACGUGAUAACAAAAGAAAUAUUGAAAAUAAUAAAUAAAUAUUUUUUUAUAUUUAUUAAUAUUUUAUAAUAAAAAUUAUAAUAAAAUUAUUAUAUAGAUUAUAUUUAUGUUAUGAAAUAAAAUUAUUAUAAAUUAAAAUCAGAGCAAAAUUAUACUCAAUUAUACUUUUUUAUUUUAUUAAUAUGAUUAUAUUUGAUUUAUAUUUGAUUAUAUUUUAUAAUAAUAAAUAUGAUAAAUUUAUUUAUCAUAUUCUUAUAUUUAUAUUACAUUAUUCUAAUAAACAUAUUAUGCUUCAUUUUUUAUAA
Molecule: messenger RNA, 3106 nt
Organism: Apis cerana (Asiatic honeybee)
Lineage: Eukaryota; Metazoa; Arthropoda; Insecta; Hymenoptera; Apidae
Product: dehydrogenase/reductase SDR family member 7
Molecular function (GO): oxidoreductase activity
Source: RefSeq, a predicted model, not a curated record